AUGGCGACCUCUCUGCUACUCAUCAUCCUCACCUGUAUCUUCGUAUGCACAAGCGCCACCACAGCCACCGCUUCAACAUCAUCUAUUGCUCCAUCAUCAAAUCCUCAUCAAGACCACGCAUACCCACCGUCUCUCUUUGCCAUCAUCCUCAGCACACUAGGCUUUCAAGAACUCUCCUCCGCCGCCACCACCGCCUCUCUCUCCAUACCCACCACCAUCUUCGCCCCCACCGAUUCUUCCCUCCUCACCUGUCCUUCCUGUUCCCUCCCUCUUCUCCUUCAAGAACACUCCGUUCCCGGCCUCUACCCCCUCCACUUUCUCCUCACCUUACCCUUCGGCACCAAACUCGAAACCCUAUCCCCCAACCGCUGUCUCACCAUCACCACCGGCACCACCUCCGCCUCCCUUCAGAAAGUCUUCAUCAACGGCGCAGAAAUAACUCGUCCGAACCUCUUCAACAAGGGCUUGAUCAUCGUUCAUGGCCUUCAAGGCUUCGUCUCUCACCUCUCUCCGCUUUCUUGCAAUGUCGAGCGAAUGACUUCUCUCUCAUUCCCUUCUCAUCCGCCACCCACGGCGUCGUUCUUUAUCAUGCGCCUGAUGCUAAAAGACGCCAUGCUCAGACUACGCACCAACGGGUACAGUUUACUGGCUCUCGCUAUUAGAGUGAAGUACUACGCAGAGCUAUCGGACCUCAAGGCCCUUACGGUGUUCGCUCUCGACGACGAAUCUAUAUUCGCCGGCGGGCAUACCUCGUACGUCUCCGAUUUGAGAUUUCACAUUGUACCCAACAGGCUAUUAAUGGCUGAUGAGUUGAUGCGUUUGCCGGCAGAGACAGUGUUGCCGACGAUGGAAAGUGGGAAGCAGCUGGUGGUGACCAACGCGGGAGGUGGCGGAGGUUUAUUGAUAAACCACGUGAGGAUCAAGAGCCCUGAUGUGCUGUACAACAACAGGAUUGUGGUUCAUGGACUGUUCACGCCAUUUCCGCACACUCCUCAGAGAGCUGACGGAGAUUAUUGGCAGAUCGCACAGUCAACAAGCAAUGGUGGGGUCGAUCAGGCUUGGGCCCCAAUCGUGGCCCCUGUUGCUGGGGCUAGAUCGAUGUUGGAGAUUGAAGAUCAUCAUGGUCUUUGA
Ilex paraguariensis (yerba mate) is the source of this 1131-nucleotide messenger RNA. Lineage: Eukaryota; Viridiplantae; Streptophyta; Magnoliopsida; Aquifoliales; Aquifoliaceae. The record is from the annotation of a GenBank genome assembly.